Tarenaya hassleriana is the source of this 1947-nucleotide messenger RNA. Its product is annotated as cytochrome P450 72A15-like. Lineage: Eukaryota; Viridiplantae; Streptophyta; Magnoliopsida; Brassicales; Cleomaceae. The transcript is spliced from 5 exons. The record is from RefSeq and is a predicted model, not a curated record. The coding region runs from base 47 to 1681 and encodes 544 amino acids. Gene Ontology annotation, molecular function: oxidoreductase activity, acting on paired donors, with incorporation or reduction of molecular oxygen; heme binding; monooxygenase activity.
UCGAUAGUCUCUGUUUGUUUCUUGACAUACACGCACAUACGGAUGCAUGCUUAUAAAUACGUACAUAGACAAUUCAUUUCUUAUCUCCAAAACACACACACAUACACAACCAUAUCUUCUCUUGUUCUUCCCUCUUCUUGCAGAGAUGGAGAUGCCAACGACUCCGGUUGCAGUUGCCGUUGCGUUUGCAGUCACUGCGUUAGCGAUAUGGGCAUGGAAAGCUCUGGACUGGGUUUGGUUGAAACCGAAGCGGCUUGAAGCUUAUCUGAAGAGACAAGGGAUCACUGGGAAUCCGUACACGUUUCUCGUCGGAGAUGUCAGAAAAGAACUCGGGAUGGUGAAGGAAGCCUCUUCCAGACCCAUCGGUCUGAACGAAGAUUUCGCGCCACGUGUUGCUCCUUUGCUGAUGGAAACUGUCAAGAACCAUGGGAAGCUGUCAUACAUGUGGAUUGGACCGACUCCAACGGUGAUCAUAAUGAAACCAGAUCACAUUAAAGAAGUGUUCAACAAAGUUUACGAUUUCCCGAAGCCUCCUUCGCAUCCUAUGGUCAAGUUGCUGGCGAGCGGCGUGGCGACUUAUGACGGAGAGAAGUGGUCUAAGCACAGGAAGAUAAUCAACCCUGCCUUUCACCUUGAAAAGCUCAAGAAAAUGGUUCCGGCCUUGUACGAGAACUGUGGGGAGGUGAUAAGCAAAUGGGAGAGGCUGAUACUGGAGGGUGGAUCAUCGGUAGAGGUGGAUGUGUGGCAAGUUCUCGUGAGUAUGACAGCAGAUGUGAUUUCUCGGACAGCAUUCGGUAGUAGCUAUGAAGAAGGUAAACAAAUCUUCGAGCUCCAGGAAGAACAAGCCAAGAGAGUUCUUCAAGCACUUCAGAUGGGUUUUAUCCCUGGAUUCAGGUUUCUACCAACGAAGAACAACAAAAGGAUGAAAGAGAUUGACAGAGAAGUGAAGUGGAGAUUGAGAGAGAUCAUCAAUAAAAGAGAGAUGGUGAUGAAAACUGGUGAAGCUCCAGAGGAUGAUCUAUUGGGCAUACUUCUAGAAUCGAACUCCGGAGAAGGUGGUAUGAGCAUCGAGGACGUGAUCGAAGAGUGCAGGUUGUUUUACUUGGCAGGACAAGAAACCACAUCGGUUCUCCUUGUCUGGACAAUGAUUUUGUUAAGUCAACACCAAGAAUGGCAAGCCAGAGCCAGAGACGAAGUCCUGCAAGUCUUCGGACAGGAAAAACCUGAUUUUGAUGGACUUUCUCAUCUCAAAACAGUGACAAUGAUCUUGAACGAGGUUUUCAGGCUAUACCCACCGGUAGUCCUUCUAGGUCGAUCCACAGACAAAGAAACAAGACUAGGAGACAAGACACUCCCCUCCGGUGUCCAAAUUGCAGUUCCAAUGCUACUGGUUCAUCAUGAUCCUGACCUUUGGGGCGAAGACGUUCUCAAAUUCAAACCCGAGAGAUUUGCAGAUGGGAUCUCUAAGGCAACAAAGAACCAGUUAUCGUUCUUGCCAUUCGGAUGGGGACCAAGAAUCUGUCCAGGACAGAACUUUGCAAUGACUGAAGCCAAGAUGGCUUUGUCGUUGAUUCUACAGAGAUUCUCGUUCGAGCUGUCCCCAUCAUACAAACAUUCGCCUCAUAUGGUUCUUACGCUUCAUCCGCAGUUCGGCGCCCAGUUAAUCUUCCGUAAGCUCUAAGGUACCGAAACUAUCAGGUUCCUAUGUAAGGCUACAGAGUUACACAAUGGACAAGGUGACGUUGGAACCAACAAAUCAUAUCGUAACUUACAGACACACCUUUCUUGUUGCACUUCAUCAAACAGAAAAAGGGCCAUAUUUCAGUAUACACUUGUCGCAGAUGUUCGCGUUCAGUUCUUAGAGGAAUUUCUUGUCUAGUAGCUAAAAGCUGAUAUGAAUUUGACUUCACAACGAAGGCAACAAAAGAAAUCUCGGCUUGAAAGAUC